This is a messenger RNA of Prinia subflava (tawny-flanked prinia), 1096 nucleotides long. It is a transcript of the gene RHO, whose product is annotated as rhodopsin. Lineage: Eukaryota; Metazoa; Chordata; Aves; Passeriformes; Cisticolidae. Bases 1 to 1056 code for a protein of 351 amino acids. The transcript has 5 exons. The record is from RefSeq and is a predicted model, not a curated record. Gene Ontology annotation, molecular function: G protein-coupled photoreceptor activity. Gene Ontology annotation, cellular component: photoreceptor outer segment; plasma membrane. Gene Ontology annotation, biological process: cellular response to light stimulus; phototransduction; visual perception.
AUGAACGGGACAGAAGGCCAAGACUUCUACGUGCCCAUGUCCAACAAGACCGGGGUGGUGCGGAGCCCCUUCGAGUACCCCCAGUAUUACCUGGCUGAGCCGUGGAAGUACUCGGCGCUGGCUGCCUACAUGUUCAUGUUGAUUCUGCUCGGCUUCCCCAUCAACUUCCUCACGCUCUAUGUCACCAUCCAGCACAAGAAGCUCCGGACACCUCUGAACUACAUCCUCCUGAACCUGGCAGUCGCCGACCUCUUCAUGGUGUUUGGAGGCUUCACAACCACAAUGUACACCUCCAUGAAUGGGUACUUUGUCUUUGGAGUAACGGGGUGCUACAUCGAAGGCUUCUUUGCCACGCUGGGCGGUGAAAUUGCUCUCUGGUCACUGGUGGUCCUGGCUAUCGAAAGAUACGUAGUGGUCUGCAAGCCCAUGAGCAACUUCCGCUUCGGGGAGAACCAUGCCAUCAUGGGUGUUGCCUUCUCCUGGAUCAUGGCCUUGGCGUGUGCAGCUCCCCCACUUUUCGGCUGGUCCAGGUACAUCCCCGAGGGCAUGCAGUGCUCAUGCGGGAUCGACUAUUACACUCUGAAGCCAGAGGUCAACAAUGAAUCUUUUGUCAUCUACAUGUUUGUGGUUCACUUCAUGAUCCCGCUGUCGAUCAUAUUCUUCUGCUAUGGGAACCUGGUUUGCACUGUCAAGGAGGCUGCUGCCCAGCAGCAGGAGUCUGCUACCACCCAGAAGGCAGAGAAAGAAGUGACUCGCAUGGUCAUCAUCAUGGUCAUCUCCUUCCUGAUCUGCUGGGUCCCCUAUGCCAGCGUCGCGUUCUACAUCUUCACCAACCAGGGAUCGGACUUCGGGCCCAUCUUCAUGACCAUCCCGGCAUUCUUUGCCAAGAGCUCGGCCAUCUACAACCCUGUGAUCUACAUCGUAAUGAACAAACAGUUCCGUAACUGCAUGAUCACAACCCUCUGCUGUGGCAAGAACCCACUGGGUGACGAGGACACAUCUGCUGGCAAGACAGAGACCUCCUCCGUCUCCACCAGCCAGGUCUCUCCUGCAUAGGCCCCCUGGGAGCAGCUGGUCCCUGGGGUGCCACCCUGGG